AUGAGUCAGCCUAUGAAGGAGAAGAACAGCUUCAGUGGCGAGAACGAGUUUCUGGAAUACGGCUCAAGUAGCAUGCAAGGAUGGCGGCGCACCAUGGAGGAUGCGCACACGCUGCUACUGCUCGAGAAGGGUGGGUUCUUUGGUGUCUACGACGGCCACAGCGGGGCUGCAACGGCCAAGUACUGCGGCGAGUACAUGUUUCAAUUUGUGCACCAGACGAAGGCGUUCAUGAAGGGCGAGAUCUCGAAGGCGCUGUACGACAGCUUCAUUGCAAUUGACAAGUACCUGCACACUCUCCCGAAUUUU
Leishmania braziliensis MHOM/BR/75/M2904 is the source of this 306-nucleotide messenger RNA. Its product is annotated as putative protein phosphatase 2C. Gene Ontology annotation, biological process: protein dephosphorylation. Lineage: Eukaryota; Euglenozoa; Kinetoplastea; Trypanosomatida; Trypanosomatidae. Gene Ontology annotation, molecular function: protein serine/threonine phosphatase activity. The record is from RefSeq and is a predicted model, not a curated record. Gene Ontology annotation, cellular component: nucleus; cytosol. The transcript has a single exon. The annotation marks the transcript as partial.